Molecule: messenger RNA, 517 nt
Organism: Polistes canadensis
Lineage: Eukaryota; Metazoa; Arthropoda; Insecta; Hymenoptera; Vespidae
Product: histidine decarboxylase-like
Exons: 5
Coding region: 1-501 (166 amino acids)
Biological process (GO): L-histidine catabolic process; histamine biosynthetic process
Molecular function (GO): histidine decarboxylase activity; pyridoxal phosphate binding
Source: RefSeq, a predicted model, not a curated record
AUGGUGUUGCACGACGACAACGACAACGACGACGACGACGACAGAAGUAACUGGAAUUUUUAUGCAGGCCUACAAAUGUGUGAGUUGGUAAAAAGUAGCCAAGCAUUGCACAGAACUUUUAACGUUGAUCCGCUUUAUUUGAAACACGAAAAUUCUGGACUCGCUAUUGAUUUUAUGCAUUGGCAAUUACCGUUGUCGAAGAGAUUCCGAGCAUUGAAACUUUGGUUCGUAAUCAGGAAUUUUGGUAUAAGUGGAUUACAAAGGCACAUACGCGAGGGCAUAAGAUUGGCACAAAAGUUUGAAGCAUUGGUAUUGGCAGAUCCGCGUUUUGAAAUUCCUGCUACGCGACAUUUAGGUUUGGUUGUAUUCCGUUUACGGGGUGAAAACAAUUCAACUGAAAGAUUGUUAAAAAAAAUGAAUUCACGUGGCCGCGUACAUUGCGUGCCAGCUUCGUUACAUGGAAAAUACGUCAUCAGAUUUAGCGUAACUUCUACCAAGUAAGUUCUUCUAACUUUAU